This is a messenger RNA of Carcharodon carcharias (great white shark), 1180 nucleotides long. Its product is annotated as transcription factor HES-4-like. Gene Ontology annotation, cellular component: nucleus. Lineage: Eukaryota; Metazoa; Chordata; Chondrichthyes; Lamniformes; Lamnidae. Gene Ontology annotation, molecular function: RNA polymerase II cis-regulatory region sequence-specific DNA binding; protein dimerization activity; DNA-binding transcription factor activity, RNA polymerase II-specific. The transcript has 5 exons. Gene Ontology annotation, biological process: regulation of neurogenesis; regulation of transcription by RNA polymerase II; anterior/posterior pattern specification. The coding region runs from base 262 to 954 and encodes 230 amino acids. The record is from RefSeq and is a predicted model, not a curated record.
CCUCCUGUGAAACAAACUCGACCAUGACCCCCCAGCCUGACACAGAUUCAUUCUCAACUAACAGUCAAAACAUGUUUGUCUCACAAGAGUUGGUUACUUUCUGGAAAUUGGUUCAUGAUUCUUCUGCAUCUGAUAAUGAUUCAAGGGAAUGGCUCCCGGGAGCCUGUAAAGUGCCUCGAGAACAUCUUAAAGUCUCUCAAACAAGGAUGAAGGAAUGGGCAGCUACUUAAACCUUUGGUGGAAAAACGGAGACGAGAUCGAAUGAACCGGAGUUUAGAUCAACUGAAAUCCUUCCUAAUGAAACAUACCCAGAACGAGAGUUUCCGAAAUGGUAAAAUGGAGAAGGCAGAAAUCUUAGAAAUGACGGUGCAAUAUCUGAAAAACGCGGCGCUUGCAAAUAGUCAGGAACUUCAGGGCACAGAAAUCACGAGGCAAAAUUACGAAGCUGGCUUUAAGGAGUGCCUCCUGCAGGUGAAUAGCUUCGUCAGGAGCUGCGCCAGGUUUAACUCGCAGACCCAGAGCAGCCUGAUGGAGCGGCUUUCCCUCUUUGUGGACCAAUCAAGUGAUGAGAAGCAGAGGCGCAGAAGCCCGGAAUGUGCGAGCUCCUCCACCCCGAACCUGCAGCCCCUCAGACCGGUACAGCUGGAGUCCGAGAGCUGGGAUGUCGGCCCUACAGCCGCUAACGCCAUUCGGCCGGUGGCCAGAGUGCCCGCGGUCACUAGCACCUCUUCCUCACACAAAGUGUCCAAUCUCCUGGCCACUCGGCCGGCUCCCUCACACCAGACACUGAAUCGGAUCAACUUCAUAGCGAAAGAUCAGGAACUUACAGACUCUGGCUGUGCACAAUUUCGGGAUUUUCCCCACAAAAUAAUUGCGUCGCCAAAACCCGCUUUUGCACAACAGCAUUCGGCUACAAUGACAGUUUCACACAAUCUAUGGAGACCAUGGCCCUAACUUGGCGGACACAACAAAUCUUACAAAUUGAAUUAUUCCGCUCGUCUCUUAACCCAAGUUGUAAAAUCACCCCAAAUCUUGCGCUUUAUCUGUAACAAAUACUAUCUAUACUAUUUUAAAGUUACAGAUUUUUGAUUAGCUUAUUAUUUCCUUAACAUGUCCUAUGUAUUCAGUGGCUAUCGCGUUUCACUUAUGUAUAUUUUGGAAUAAAGAUUUUAACAAAUUC